GAGAAGAAGAAGAAGAAGAAGAAGAAGAAGAAGAAGAAGAAGAAGAAGAAGAAGAAGAAGAAGAAGAAGAAGAAGAAGAAGAAAAGGAAGAGGGUGACCAGCAACUGAAAACCGAGAAACUUGGUUCGUGGCAAGUCCACGCGUCCGGUCCUGGUUAAAUCGAUAGAAACAACGUGAAAGUAGUUCAAAUUGUUGAAUAGUUUUAUCAGAUGUAAACAGCUGGUGUUGACGUCAAAGCUAAAAUGAACUGAGCUUCGAACUUUCCAUUCAAACAGCCCUUGUGUAGGCGUUUGCCCAGUUUUAUGAAUGAAACUCUUCCUUACUACGCCAGACACGUAUAGUAAUGGCUUGAUGCUGCAGAAGGAGAAACAAACUGGACUGGUCAAGGAAAGAGAAAAUAAAGAGAAACGCCACUUUAGUAAUGAGUGAACUUAUGAAUGUCGCUGUCGACGAUGAAAGUUGGGGAGAAGUUGUCCAUUUAGAGGGUCAGAUGAGAAGAGCUGAGAGAUGUUACAUCAACGAAUUGCCGGGUGAACUCAUAGCGAGGAUCUUCCAGUACUUUCAUCCUGUAGAGGACCAGUUGUCCCUUUUGGCUUUUGUUUGUCGUAAAUGGCGAGACGUAUUAAAACAUACAGCUACACUGUGGCGAUCAUUACAUAUUAACCCGACACGGUAUAGCUACUGGCACUUUAGCCUCGUCUGUUCUAUAUUUCGUGUUUACGGACAUCACAUACAGAAACUAAUAUGGAGAGAACAGUCACCAGUCUACGAAAGUGUAUUCUCUCUCAUUCCCCGCUUGAGGAAUCUGCGUUAUCUUCGUCUACCAAUUUUGUGGACAAGAGCCGUCGUUGAGAGCCUGGCACCUCUCAGUAAUAUGGAACAGGUCCAAAUCAAUGGAGGUUUCUCUCUUACGGAUGGCGAUCUUUUACAGAUAGCACGUUAUUUUCCAUACUUGAAAGAAAUCUCCCUGAAUGCCUGUUGGCAAAUAACAGCAGAUGGAGUACUGAGGUUCCUGGAGAUAUUGCCCGAGUUGGAAUCAGUCAAGUUCAAGAUCAACUCUGGUCUUUCGUUGAAUGAUGUACGUAGUGAGAGAGCAAUGAGCGAAGGAGCUAGAAUUAUUCAGAGUGUGGCUGAUUCAGAAUUUUCGAGUCUUGUCACUGUUUUGUGUCUACAUUUUGUACCAAUUGAAAUGGAAGAAUUGUGGGAUUUGGUGAAGAAAUUUCAGAACUUGAAGAAACUUUGUAUCAGCAAUUGUGAGCAUCUCCAUGGUAUCCGUCUCUUAAGUUCUUCCCUUCAAAAGCUCUAUCUUUACAACUUGUGGAAUGUUGUGUUUGUCAGCGUCGAGGCCGACUCUUUACGUGUGACAGAAAUCGACUAUGGUUUAGAAUCAAUUGAACAUUUGGAGCUUUUCUCGUCCAAACUUCGUCGGGUGGCUGUCAAUGGCAGUGAUGUGUUACGGACAUUAAAUAUUCGUAGUCAACGCCUCACCAUAUUGGAAUUAUCUUACUGUGAAGAAAUCGAAAUGAAUAGCUUGAAAGAAACACUUCAAAAUAAUCCUUCGAUUAUCUGCUUGAAACUUGGUUGUAUCUCACAAGACAGCUUGACUUUAGAUGAAUUUACCAUUCCUAAUGUACAAGAACUGUGUCUGUUGGCUGAUUUUGCUUGUGAAACACUUCACAUAAGAAGCCCUACCUUACGUCUACUCCACACAGAAUCGGAGAGUGAUAUUAUUACAGUGAGUCAUGUCUAUAUCAUAGCUAACCAUUUAUGUAAAGUAGCUUUGAUAGGUCUACCUUCCUUAAAGACAAUGACUAUCCAGUGCGUCAGCGUAGAUUCUAUAGAACUCAACCUCUGUAGUGACGAUCAACUGGUGUUAGAUUCUUGUGUCAUCCAAGCUCUCACGGUCGUUGGUUUCUUACGGUUCUUUGACUGUAAACUCAACUUGCUUUCUAUCUGCACUCCCUUAGCAAGAACUAUUGUCCUUUAUCGCUGCCAAAUGACAGAUUAUGUCCUGCAAAUGGCGCUGAUUGGCUGUUCAAACAUAGCACAUUUGAAUUUGGAAAAAUGUCGCAAUUUGGAAAAAGUCGCAAUUCAACAGUGUCUGCUGCGCUAUUUAAACAUGUUUGGCUGCAGUCAGUUGCAACAGCUGUAUCUCGACUGUCCAGAACUGUUAGCUCUAAAUCUUGGUGAAUGUGCAGAAAGUAUACGGUUAUUCCUGAAAGGAAUAGAACAAGAUUUAACUGAACUUUGUUGUCAAAAAUAUGUAGUUUUUCCGCAUGAAUCAGUUAGAUGGACACACAGUUUUCCUCCUCAGAUUUAUGCCUUCAACUAAUUUAUUUGAGGAGAGAAAAUAUUUCUUUAGGAAAUCUAAUAUAUUUUCAUUUCAGUUAUUAAAAGAAAACAGUUGUGAAAAUUGGUGAGUUAAGUAAAUGUAGCAUUUAAACAGAAUAGAUUACACUUGUAUGUAAGAAGGUUGAUGUUGAGUAUCUGAUAUAGCUGUGCUGUGACCCCACAACUAUGAUGUGUGUGUGUGUGUGUGUGUGUGUGUGUGUGUGUGUGUGUGUGUGUGUGUGUGUGUGU
Messenger RNA from Octopus bimaculoides (California two-spot octopus), 2580 nucleotides. RefSeq lists its product as uncharacterized. Gene Ontology annotation, molecular function: protein binding. Lineage: Eukaryota; Metazoa; Mollusca; Cephalopoda; Octopoda; Octopodidae. The record is from RefSeq and is a predicted model, not a curated record.